CCUCACAGAGCCGGGAAGCCUCUUGGCUUUGAAGACUUACUUUUGGAUCUAACACUCCCUUGGAAAGAAAAUAAGCCCUCCCAGCUGCAAGAUGAUGCUGGAUUCAGUAAGCCACAGUACCUUCCUGCCGAACACGAUGAUAUGUGAAUCCCUGAUGUCUUGGUCAGAACUAUUUGGAACAAAUGAAGAAAACUACCCUCCUUUUGAUCAUCAAACAGGUUGCGAUUCGUCCUGGACAUCUAUCCGCCCGGAGUACUGGACAAGACACAAUGUCUGUGAGUGGCUACAGUUUUGCUGUGAUCAAUACAAACUGGAUGCCAACUGCAUUUCCUUUUCCCACUUUAACAUAAAUGGCCAACAACUGUGCUGCAUGACUCAAGAAGACUUUUUAAAUGCUGCAGGGAUUUGUGGUGAAUACCUGUAUUUCAUCCUACAAAACAUCAAGACUCAUGGAGUCUCCUUCUUUCAGGACAAUGAAGAUACAAAGUCAUCUGAAAAAGAUUAUAAUGAUAAGGCAUGUUUGAGGACAGGCAGCAUCAAGACUCAAGACUUUCAAAGUCACAGUAGAACAAGCCUGCAGAGCUCUCACUUGUGGGAGUUUGUAAGAGACCUCCUCCUGUCUCCUGAGGAGAACUGUGGUAUUCUUGAAUGGGAAGACAGAAACCAAGGCAUCUUUCGAGUUAUUAAGUCAGACGCUCUGGCAAAGAUGUGGGGGCAAAGGAAGAAAAAUGACAGAAUGACCUAUGAAAAGCUAAGCCGAGCACUCCGGUACUAUUAUAAAACUGGGAUUUUGGAACGAGUGGACAGGAGGUUAGUGUACAAGUUUGGAAGGAAUGCGCACGGAUGGCAAGACAGCAAGUUAUGAAAUUCCUUUUGCUUCUGACUCACUGCCCAGUAUGCAACAUGAAAUCUCCAAUCACAACAGAAGAAACUUCUCCGCAGAUACCCCCAGAUUAAGAGGUGGCCACCUGUUAUGAAUAGCUGUAUAAUGUAAUGGUAAAAGACUUUCUGGAUUGGGGGAAUUUAUUAUUCUUCAUAUGUUUUUGGACCAGCACCAUCACUUCUAUAGCCAUAAACUGCUCUAUAGACGUUUCCCAUUGUAUGGAAUUAUAUAUGUAGCAUUUCUUUCAACGCCAAGAAUAGCAGUUUGCCAUUGAUAAUCAAGAUUCAUAAUAUUCAUAACAUGGAAUUUUAUGGGAUUUUGAACAGCAUGAUCUGAAUCACCUAAGAACCACAUUAACCCAACC
Elgaria multicarinata webbii is the source of this 1247-nucleotide messenger RNA. It is a transcript of the gene ELF5, whose product is annotated as E74 like ETS transcription factor 5. The record is from RefSeq and is a predicted model, not a curated record. Gene Ontology annotation, molecular function: DNA-binding transcription factor activity, RNA polymerase II-specific; sequence-specific DNA binding. Lineage: Eukaryota; Metazoa; Chordata; Lepidosauria; Squamata; Anguidae. The coding region runs from base 92 to 865 and encodes 257 amino acids. Gene Ontology annotation, biological process: regulation of transcription by RNA polymerase II; cell differentiation. The transcript is spliced from 7 exons. Gene Ontology annotation, cellular component: nucleus.